Messenger RNA from Megalops cyprinoides (Indo-Pacific tarpon), 5300 nucleotides. Its product is annotated as nebulin-like. The transcript has 48 exons. The record is from RefSeq and is a predicted model, not a curated record. Gene Ontology annotation, cellular component: Z disc. NCBI's taxonomy places the organism in Eukaryota, Metazoa, Chordata, Actinopteri, Elopiformes, Megalopidae. Gene Ontology annotation, molecular function: actin filament binding. The coding region runs from base 290 to 5227 and encodes 1645 amino acids. Gene Ontology annotation, biological process: cardiac muscle thin filament assembly.
GCCUAUUGAGAAAAAAAGCUCUUUUGUGUGAGGCUGACCACAGGGCUGGUAUCUAGCCUUUGGAUGGUAGCCCUCAUUAUCGUCUACCAGUGUCCAGGGAGCCAAGCAGGCUGGAUCCCACAGGCACGCCAAGGUGAGAAAUGUCAGGUGAACCAGAUAUUCAUGGGUCUUUUUCAAACGUCACAGAAGAUUGAUGCAUUGUUGUUCUCGAGUUUCCAGAUGAUCAGACCAGCCCAGAUGUGACAAAGAGGCGUGCAAUGGGCAUCCCACAGCUAUUCCAGUUGCUGGAAUGGAUGGGGCCGUGGAUCCGACGGGAGCGGGAGUGGAUGAGGGCGAGGCCGCAGAGGAAAAUGAGACUCUGACUGAGCCCAUUGUGCUGGACCCGACCGUGGAAUUCACCAGGAGGUGCAGCCCGGUGAUAAGUGAUGUUGAGAAUGAGCACGAGGACGAGAAUCUAAAGGACCAGUGCCUCUUUGUCCCGGAUGUUCCCAAGUUUCAGCACACAGAGAACCCGGAGAUGAUUGUGUCUGAGGUACCAGAGACUGUGGAGACCCAGUGUGACAUCUCACAGAGUGAGGCAAAAUGCGGGGUGGCUGAAAUGAAGGAGGCGUCCAGCUCUCUGUACUCACAGCUACCAGAGACCCUGGAGACCCAUCUCACCGAAGAAGUAUCCCAGUUACAGAAUGAGAUCGCAUGUAAAGGUGAAAACAGCAAUGUUUUGACUACUUCUCAACUUCAAGAAAAAACUGAAAUCCAGUGUGUAAGAGAGCUCACAGAAAUACAGCCUGAGAACAAAUCCAAAGAUGGCGGGACAAAGGGCAUUUCAAAUGACAUUUACUCCCAGCUGCCACAGACCACAGAGAUCCCUUUUGCUAAAGCUGUGUCAGAAAUCCAGAGUGAGACUAAGUGCAAGGAGUCAGGGAAGAAGGGGGUGUCCAGCUGUCUUUAUUCUCUCCUGCCAGAGACCUUGGAGACUUUGCAUGCCAAGGAGGUCUCCCAGAUCCUGAGUGAGAUCAAGUAUAAAGAAGAAGGGAAGAAGGAGAUAUCAGCAAGCCUUUAUUCUCUGCUUCCAGAGACAACAGAGACUCAGUUUGUUAGAGAGCUCUCAGAUAUCCAGAGUGAGUACAAGUACAAAGAAGGUCUGAAGAAGAAGAUUUCCACCAGCCUUUACUCUCUACUUCCAGAGACAAUAGAGACUCAGUUUGCCAAGCAGAUGUCGGAAAUGCAGAGUGAGACUAAGUACAAAGAAGCAGGAAAGAAGGAGGUGUCCAGCUCCUUUUACUCCCGGCUCCCAGAGACCCUGGCGACCCAGCAUGCCAAAGAGGCCUCACAGUUACAGAGCGAGAACAAGUACAAAGAAGAUGGCAAAAAGGAAAUUUCAAGUUCCCUUUACUCUCAACUUCCAGAAACAACGGAGAUACAGUUUGCAAGGGAACUGACAGAAUUACUGAGUGAGAACAAGUACAAAGAAGAUGGGAAAAGGAGAUCUUCCAUGAGUGUUUACUCCCAACUCCCAGAUACUACGGAAAUCCAAUUUGCCAAAGCAGUGGCAGAGCUCCAGAGUGAGAUGAAAUACAAAGAGGCAGGGAAGAAGGAGGUGUCCAGUUCAUUGUACUCCAAGUUACCAGAGACCCUGGAGACCCAGCAUGCCAAAGAGGCCUCACAGUUACAGAGCGAGAUAAAGUACAAAGAAGGUUUCAAGAAGGCAAUUUCUACAAACCUUUAUUCUCUGCUUCCGGAGACAAUAGAAACCCGGUUUGCCAAAGAGAUCUCGGACAUACAGAGUGAGAUCAAAUACAAAGAAGGGCUGAAGGAUGAGAUUUCCACCAACCUUUACUCCCAACUUCCAGAGACAACAGAGACUCAGUUUGCCAAACAGAUGUCAGAAAUUCAGAGUGAGACUAAGUACAAGCAGGCAGGGAAGAAGGAGGUGUCCAGCUCACUUUAUUCCCAGCUACCAGAGACCCUGGAAACCCAGCAAGCUAAAGAGGCCUACCAGUUACGGAGCGAGACUAAAUACAAGGAGGCAGGGAAGAAGGAGGUGUCUAGCUCUCUGUACUCCCAGCUGCCUGAGACCUUGGAGACCCAGCAUGCCAAGAAGGCUUCCCAGUUACAGAGUGAGAUAAAAUACAAAGAAGAUGGCAAAAAGGACAUUUCAAGUUCCCUUUACUCUCAACUUCCAGAAACAACUGAGAUACAAUUUGCUAGAGAGGUCACAGAAAUCCUGAGUGAGAACAAGUACAAAGAAGAUGGGAAAAGGAAAUCUUCCAUGAGUGUUUACUCCCAACUCCCAGAGACCACAGAGACACAGUUUGCCAAGGCCGUGUCAGAACUCCAGAGUGAGAUGAAGUACAAGCAGCCAGGGAAGAAGCAAGUAUCCAGCUCUCUGUACUCCAAGCUACCAGAGACCCUGGAGACCCAGCAUGCCAAAGAGGCCUCACAGUUACAGAGCGAGAUAAAGUACAAAGAAGGUUUCAAGAAGGCAAUUUCUACAAACCUUUAUUCUCUGCUUCCGGAGACAAUAGAAACCCGGUUUGCCAAAGAGAUCUCGGACAUACAGAGUGAGAUCAAAUACAAAGAAGGGCUGAAGGAUGAGAUUUCCACCAACCUUUACUCCCAACUUCCGGAGACAACAGAGACUCAGUUUGCCAAACAGAUGUCGGAAAUGCAGAGUGAGGCUAAAUACAAGGAGGCAGGGAAGAAGGAGGUGUCCACCUCCCUUUACUCCAAGCUGUCAGAGACCCUGGAGACCCAGCAUGCUAAGGAGGCCUCCCAGUUGCAGAGCGAGACCAAGUACAAGGAGGCAGGGAAGAAGGAGGUGUCCAGCUCUCUGUACUCCCAGCUGCCAGAGACCUUAGAGACCCAGCAUGCUAAAGAGGCCUACCAGUUACAGAGCGAGAUCAAGUACAAAGAAGAUGGCAAAAAGGAAAUGUCCAGUUCCCUUUACUCUCAACUUCCAGAAACAACAGAGAUACAGUUUGCAAGAGAGCUUUCAGAAGCACUGAGUGAGAACAAGUACAGAGAAGAUGGGAAACACAGUAUUUCCAUGAGUGUUUACUCUCAGCUCCCAGAAACCACAGAGACCCAGUUUGCUAAAGCCAUGUCAGAAGUCCAGAGCGAGACCAAGUACAAGCAGGCAGGGAAGAAGGAGGUGUCCAGCUCCCUUUACUCCAAACUCCCAGAGACCCUGGAGACCCAGCAUGCCAAAGAGGCCUCACAGUUACAGAGCGAGAUAAAGUACAAAGAGGGGGGGAAGAAGGAAAUCUCUACAAACCUUUAUUCUCUGCUUCCAGAGACAAUAGAAACCCGGUUUGCCAAAGAGAUCUCGGACAUACAGAGUGAGAUCAAAUACAAAGAAGGGCUGAAGGAUGAGAUUUCCACCAACCUUUACUCCCAACUUGAAGAAACAAUCGAGACUCAAUUUGCCAAACAGAUGUCGGAAAUGCAGAGUGAGGCUAAAUAUAAGGCAGGGAAAAAGCAGGUGUCCAGCCCUCUUUACUCCAAACUACCAGAGACCCUGGAGACCCAGCAUGCCAAGGAGGCCUCACAGUUACAAAGUGAGACUAAAUACAAAGAGACAGGGAAGAAGGAGGUUUCUAGCUCUCUGUACUCCAAGCUACCACAGACCCUGGAGAUUGAGCAUGCCAAAGAGGCCUACCAGUUACAGAGCGAGAUCAAGUACAAAGAAGAUGGCAAAAAGGAAAUAUCCAAUUCCCUCUACUCUCAACUUCCAGAAACAACAGAGAUACAGUUUGCAAGAGAGGUCACAGAAAUUUUGAGUGAGAACAAGUACAGAGAAGGUGGGAAACAGGGUAUUUCCACGAGUAUUUACUCUCAACUCCCAGAGACCACAGAGACCCAAUUUGCCAAAACCAUGUCAGAAGUCCAGAGUGAGACUAAGUACAAGCAGCCAGGGAAGAAGCUAUUAUCCAGCUCUCUGUACUCCACGCUACCAGAGACCUUGGAGACCCAGCAUGUGAAAGAGGCCACUCAGUUACAGAGCAAGAUAAAGUACAAAGAAGCUUUAAAGAAAGACAUUUCUACAAACCUUUAUUCUCUGCUUCCAGAGACAAUAGAAACGCAUUUUGCCAAAGAGAUCUCGGACGUACAGAGUGAGGUCAAGUACAAAGAAGGGCUGAGGGAUGAGAUUUCUACUAACCUUUACUCCCAACUUCCAGAAACAAUGGAGAUUCAGUUUGCCAAGCAGAUGUCAGAAAUGCAGAGUGAGGCUAAAUACAAGCAGCCAGGGAAGAAGGAAGUGUCCAGCUCUCUGUACUCCCUGCUACCAGAGACCCUGGAGAUUCAGCAUGCCAAGGAGGUCUCCCAGUUACAGAGUGAGAUCAAAUAUAAAGAAGGUGGUAAAAAGGACAUUUCAAGUUCCCUUUAUUCUCAGCUUCCAAUGACAACAGAGAUACAGUUUGCAAGAGAGCUCACAGAACUGCAGAGCGAGAACAAGUACAAAGAAAGUGGGAAAAGGAGUAUCUCCACCAGCAUUUACUCUCAGCUCCCAGAGACCACAGAGACCCAGUUUGCCAAAGCUGUGUCAGAGCUCCAGAGUGAGACUAAAUACAAGGAGGCAGGGAAGAGGCAGGUAUCCAGCUCCCUUUACUCCCAGCUGCCCGAGACCCUGGAGACCCAGCAUGCCAAGGAGGCUUCCCAGUUACAGAGCGAGGUAAAAUACAAGGAAAAUAGGAAAAAGAAGAUUUCAUCCUCCCUUUACUCUCAGCUUCCAGAGACCAUGGAGAUUCAAUUAGCCAAGGAGCUCUCAAAUAUACAGAGUGAGGUCAAGUACAAAGAAAGUGGAAAGAAAGACAUCUCUGCAAGUCUUUACUCCCAGCUUCCAGAGACAACAGAGACUCAGUUUGCGAAACAAAUGUCAGAAAUCCAAAGUGAGGUGAAGUACAAAGGAGAUAUCCAGAAGGAACUUUCAAAUACCCUGUACGCUCAGAUGCCCCAUACAAGGGAGAUUGAGUUUGCUAAAGAACUGUCGGAGUCCUAUAGUGAGGCUAAAUACAAGGAGGCAGGGAAGAAGGAGGUGUCCACCUCCCUCUACUCCCUCCUACCAGAGACUAAGGAGAUACAGCACGCCAAGGAGGCCUCCCAGUUACGGAGUGAGAUAAAGUAUAAAGAAAGCGGAAAAAAGGACAUUUCAACUCCUCUUUACUCUCAACUUCCAGAAACCACAGAAACCAAGUUUGCUAGAGAGCUCACGGAGAUACAAAAAUAAGUACAAAGAACAUGGGAGAAGAGGUAUUUCCACAAGUGUUUAUUCUCAGCUCCCAGAGACCACAGAGACCCAG